AGCUGUUGACAGGAUGAUAACCCGAUGUUAAAGCUGAAUCCUUCAGCGGUACCGACGUGUUUCAUUGUUGUUUAACGUUACGGUGUCCAACACGCCACAUCGCCUCGGACUCUCUCUGUUUAUCGGAGAAUCUCGACCGUUUUUUUCUCUCUCUUUUUUCAAACCGCUAUCGCUUUUUUCCCUCCUGUCACAGAUCACUGCUGCUCUCGUGCUCAGCUGGCUAACGUCCCUCUCCGAGCAUCUCUCUGAGCUCGCGCUCAGUUCUGUGGCGUUUAAAAGUUCUCAACGGUCGUUUUCAGGCAGCCUGCCGUUGAACCGUUUCUUGUGGCGAACAUUUAUCUUACGUUUUGUGUAUUUUUGUUUUUGUAAAAGGGAUUUUAAAAACCGCUUUUCGUAUUUUGGACCGUUUAGGGGUCAAGUCUAGUUUGGGGUCAAUGUAUAUAGACGCGUUUAAACGGGCUCUUUUUGAACGGCUGAGCUGCUUGAGGAGAAUGUGUGUGUGUCAGAGGCCACGCAGUUCAUUGGCCAUGUCUAAGGUGGCUGUGAAGAAAUUGCACUGGCAUUCCAAAGUGCAGGAGACCUUCGUGCCCCUAGUGGGCAGCUCUGGAGAACUGGGUGUGGCCAUAGGGGGUGGAGCCGACUAUGGCGAGUUCCCAUUCGUCACCGCUGCCCCGGGAGGUGGGAUCACAGUCGGGGAUGUCAUCUUGGAGAUUGGUGGGACCCCUGUUUUGGGGAUGACUUUAGGUGACGUUCGUGGAGUGCUCAACUCCUGUCCCCAUCCCAUUCGCGUCAAGACUGUCUCACCAGGCUCAACGCUCUGUAAGGAUCUGAGGUUGUAUCUGAGUAAAUGUUUUACGCCUGGAUCCAUGGACAGUCAACUUCAGCAGGUCAUACGAGAAAAUCUCUACCUGCGUGCUGUUCCCUGUACGACCAGACAGCCGCGAGAUGGGGAGAUCACAGGAGUGGAUUAUAACUUUGUGUCCGUCGAAGAGUUCUUCUCUCUAGAGGAAUCAGGAGCUCUGUUGGAGAGUGGCAAAUUUAAAGGGAACUAUUAUGGAACCCCUCGGCCAGUCCACAUCGGCCCAGAGAGCCCCCCAAUCACCUACCAGGAGCACCGCAACCUGCUGAGGAGGUUUCGCACGCGCAGCAAGUCCCUCAGUAACCUGGAGAAAGCAGCUGAGGAGGGCUACAACAGUGAGGAAGAUUCCGGUCUCUCAGGUAUUUUAGGGGGCUCGGGAGGUGCUAGCAGUGUCCCCGCCCCCACAUUAUCCCCCAGCCAAUCACGUGACUCCAGUGGAGGGGACGGCAGUGCCUUGGAGAAUGGAGGUAGACCUGGCAGAGGGAGACGGGGGGCGGGGCUGGAAACCUGGGAGAUGACCUACAGUGACUCAGGGGAGCCAUACUUUACAGAUCAUCAGCCCAAGCCAGCCUCCUGGCAUAGCCGCCGCUCAUCAAGCAGAGAGACGGUUUGUAUGACUGAAUUGGGAGAGUUCACAAAUCAGCCAGAAGAGUUGAGGGGUUACUCACUCCACACUCGGAUUUGUAAGGGUCCUCGUGGCUUCGGCUUCAAUAUCGUAGGGGGCAGCCGACCCAGAGAAUUCCUACAAGUCUACAGCAUCACACCCGGAGGACCACCCACUCUCAACCCAGCGGAUAUCCUGGUGUACAUCAGUGACUGUUGUGUGCUGGGCACAUCUCAUAAGGAGGUUGUAGAGUUGCUCAAGGCUGUUCCUGUGGGCCAGAGUGUGGACGUGGUGGUCCAAAGGGGCUACCCCAUGCUCUACAACCCUGACGGCUGCCCCAAACAGCGCCGCCCUGGGGUUUUGGAUGCCCGGGAACCUGCUUUAAAACCUCCACCACCGCCUCCACCCACCACCACCCAGCCGCAGCCCCAGGCCCCACUCCCUACUCUAGCACAGCUCAACCUCAACGGGGUGACAUCCAGUGCUGAGGGGAGGUAUGCUCGAGCCCUCGCAGGAAGGGCGUCCAGGUUGAGCCUGGAUGCCAAUGGCAACACUUCGCAUUUUUCUCCUCCUCCAAGAACUCCACCUUAUUAUGCAUACUCCAAUGGGAGUGAAAGUGGCUUCCUGAGACCACCUCGUUCUGCAAGAGGGAUCAGGCGUCUGCAGAGUGCAGACCUGGCCAGCCAAAGCGACAGCGAAGUGGUGUCAGCGAUAGGAUCACACAGGGCCUCGCUCAUCCGAAACCACAACAACAACUCCCUCUGCCCUCCAUCGCCUGUGCGCCUUUACUCCACCAAGUCCUCCGAAAGUGACCUCUCUUCCUAUGCCCCAACGCCACCCACCUCUCGAUCACCACUCCGUUACACAGAGACCGGUUCUGCACCCAGCUCUUCUUCCCCGGACGGAGGGCGCAGAUACUCACAGUUUCGAAAGCCCCAGCGGUCCCUGCUCACCCCUCCCACCAGCGCCCACUCAGACGGCCCAUACUUCACCUUCAACAGUGGUGCCAGUGUCAGUAGUGGUAGCCCCAGCAGCAGCAUCCCGUCGCCAGGGGCAACAAGUGGUGGAAGUGGGGUCAGGCCUGGAGGCAGAGAGCUGGUGCCAGUCGCCCUGGCCAAGUGCGAGGAGGGCAGAGGGAUGGGGUUCAGUGUGAUGGCUGCCGGGCAUGGUGGGAGAUUGACAAUGGUGAAGAGAGUCUGGGACCGGCAGCAGUGUCAUGGCCUCCAACCUGGAGACAUUAUCAUGAAGAUCAACGGAGCCGACGUGCAAAGCCUUAGCUUCACUCAGGUUCAGCGAAUUCUGCAGGAACACACAAGUAUGGGAGAGGUCAUUCUGCUGGUUCAGAGAGGAGGCUCUUCACAUUCUCCAGUUUCUCCGAGCUCUAUGCGUCAACACAGCUCCACACCACCACGCCCUGCUUCUGCCUCGCAAGUCCCUCUCGCCAGCAGUCCACCUGUGCCACGGAACGCCCUGACCCCACCUCCUCAAACACUGGUGCGCUCCUCACUAGUCCAGAGCACCAGCUUCUUAGACUCAGUACCUGUCACGUUGACGCUGGAGCCACGUGACUGGAUAAGCUCUGAGGAUGGUGGGACCGCACUCAGCCCCAGAGUGAGGAUAGAGGAGAAGGUUCGGCCUCCUGCACUGCAGGGAUUCGAGGUGGAGCUCAAGAGGAGGCCAGGAGAAGGAUUUGGAUUUGUUAUUGCAUCACAGGAUGUGGAGAAUGGGAGAGCGGUGUCUCUGCUGCCCCAUCGUUUUGUGACGGUACGUCGGGGCAGUCCUGCUGCGCGGAGCGGGCAGAUUCGUCCAGGGGACCGGCUGGAGGCUGUGGAGGGACGCAGUGUGGUCACACUGCCCCACAGGGAGUUGGCACAGAUACUGCGCAGAGCCGGAAACACACUUCGCCUCACCAUCGUCCCGCGCUCCAGUGCCCAUUCCUCCGAGAACUCAGACUAUGAUACCAGUUACAGAAGCCGAAAGUCUCACAGGUUUAAACAGAAGCAGGACACUUCGCGGUACUACAGUGUGGAUCUGGAGAGAGGGCCCACUGGUUUUGGCUUCAGUCUGAGAGGGGGGAGUGAGUAUAACAUGGGCCUUUAUGUUCUAGGCCUGAUGGAGGGAGGACCAGCCUCACGCAGCCACAAGAUACAGGUGAGCGACCAGUUAGUGGAGAUCAAUGGGCACAGCACAGCAGGAAUGACCCACAGUCAGGCUGUGGAGCAGAUCAGGACUGCAGGCCAAAGGAUCCAUCUUGUCCUGAAGAAGGGCAACGGAUACGUUCCUGACUAUGGCCGUGAUCACAGAGCAGCCAUCUCCCCCCUGCCCCCAGCCCUGCAGCCGCGUCUGGCUGCAGUGAGCCGCCGCUUGGACACCACACCCAGCCCUCCAAGAGCGGGCAGGAGCCACAAUCGCCGAGUGAAGACAGAGCAGCAGGGGUGGGGGACGGACCAGGGAGGGGAGCAGAGCCCUGACAGCACAGAGGGAAGGGGUAGAAGGUCGAAGGACAGGAGGAGGAGCCAAGGCUCGCAUAGAUUAUCCAGAAACAGGCAGAGAGGAGACAGUGAGGAAGAGGAGGAGGAUGGGCCAGUGGACAGAGGAAAAGCGAGGAGGCGACAGGAGAGGGAGAGGAGGAGCAAAAGCAAAGAGAGAGGGAGAAAGCUUAAAACGGAGAGAGAGAGUGAGUUUGGACGAGAAGAGAAGUGGCAAAAAGAGAAUCAUAAUCUACCCAUCCCUAAGCAGAGAUCGCCAAGUCAAAGCUGGGAGGAAGAGAGAGAAUGGGGAGAAGAGGAGGACAGGACGUUUUUUAAAGAAAAAGAAAGAGAAAGACACAGCGAGACAGAGAGCGAGAGAGACAGCGGCCGAGAGCUGGAGGGUGAAUCGGACAGUGACAGAGAGCAAGUGAUGGUGAGCAAGGCGGGGGGAGAGAGAGUGUGGAAACAUGUAGUGGACACUCAGCAAUCCAGCCUCAGCGCCCUCAACGACAGCCGAUCCUCACAGGGGUCCCUAGGAGCCUACGGAUCCCAGAGGGCUGCUUUCUCCUUCCACAUGUCCCCUGAGCCAGAAUACACAGAUUCCGAAUCUGAAGUGAGUGUUUCCGAAGCUAGUGUUUCAGCCUCCAGUAUCUCUGGCCUCUCUCUAUACUUGAAUGAGGGCUACAGUUCAGGGGCCCCGAGCCCUUUACGGCCGGGCCCCUGGCUCAAACCCAACAGAGUGGUGGAGAGAAACAGACUGAUGGGGAGAGGACAGGAAAAAGCAAGAAGACAGAAUUUUAUCUCCUGAAGUGCUGUAGGAGGUCAUUUUGGUCAUAUAAUGUCAUGUUAUGUAAAGCAUCAACUAAGAGGGGUUCACACUGCGUUUUACUGAAGGCAGAGAAAACCGCAAGGUAGCCUCUUUUUCUUAGGUUUUCAUGCUGUCUUCUGUCUGUUUGUCUUCCUGUUGACAAGCAACAGCAGCAUUGUAACUGCAUUGUCUGUCAGCUGCGCUUUCAAGCUAUCAUUUCACACAGGCAGAAGUUUCGCUGCUAUUAACUAGCAAAUAUGAUGCUGCUAGUAAAAACACACUAAACUAAAACUAGAGUGCUUUUUGUGUUGCAAUUUCAAUUCAUGCUGGUAAUUCCUUCUUCAUAAGAAUGUCACUUUUUACAAAAUGUCAUUUUUACAACUCAGGGAGCCUGGAGUGCUCUGCACACAAGGCACCCAAUGAGCAAAAUUGCAUGCAAAACACAUUUUUCUCCUUGAAAACGAUAUAAAAUAGGCACAUCUGAAAACAAUACAAAAAAAUGCAUACGGUGUGAACCCACUUUCAGGCCUUAUUCGAGCUGGAUUAGGUUUAAACAAUUUCUGCCAAUUUUCCCUUGAUUUGUUCCUAGAAAGUACACAUGGCAGCUAUGUCCCACCUGUCAUUCCAGUGCUCUGUCUGGGCUAAGUGGUCUUAAACACAUAGUUUAAGACACAUAAUUAUGACACAUAAUUAUGUCCUGGUAAUUGUAAUUGGAAGUCAGGUAGCUAACAUAAUUCAGCCUGCAUAGUCUCUCUCACAUGCACUUAUAUACCGCAAAGAAAACGUCCCUUUAUUACCUGGAAAAGUCCUGUGAUUUAAAUAAUUGGCAACAAGAUCUGUUAUUUUAAUCAAGUGUUGUAAUUAAUCAUUUCAGAGAGAAUUUUGUAAUUAUUGAGUGUGGUGCCCUUUACCCAACACAAACAUGGCCAUGACCUUUCAAUGCAGGAUAUUUGUAGUAAUUUGAGGAAAUUACGGAGAUGCUUUAUCCACAAAUCAGCCAGUGAAAUCCCUUUCACAUGACAUUACACAACCUCCUGUGGUAAACCUAAUCCAGCUCUAAUAGUGUUUCUUUGUCCACCUAAGCAUGGCAACAGUUUGAAUGUUCGGAGUGUACAGCCACACUGUGGUGUUUAGCAUAAGCUGGAUAUAGAGCUUAUGGAGUGUUAACAUAUAUAUUUAAAAGCUUAGAGACAAGAAAACAAUGUCAGCCCUCUCUUUUCUCUCCUCUCUCUCUCUCUCUCUCUCUCUCUCUCUCUCCCCAUUCUCAUAAGUAGGUUUGGGGAAAGUUUGGUAAGCUUUCUGUGCCCAUGUUCAUUGUUCGUACUGUGUGCUUGUUUUUUUGCUAAGUUCGAGUUGAGUGCUGUGUCACCUACUUAUCCAAAAGCACUAUAAUUCAUCUUGCCUCUGGACUCUCUUCUACUUCUUUUCUUUAGUUCUGAAAUCUCUUGAAGCUUGUUGUUGUAGUAGGAAAGUGAUAGUUCCAACUCAGAAUGUGGAGCGAACUUAAAGCAAUAACAUGCCUGAACCCAAAACUUAUUUU
Molecule: messenger RNA, 6282 nt
Organism: Pygocentrus nattereri (red-bellied piranha)
Lineage: Eukaryota; Metazoa; Chordata; Actinopteri; Characiformes; Serrasalmidae
Gene: magixb
Product: membrane-associated guanylate kinase, WW and PDZ domain-containing protein 2
Exons: 17
Coding region: 435-4742 (1435 amino acids)
Biological process (GO): signal transduction
Cellular component (GO): cytoplasm
Molecular function (GO): protein binding
Source: RefSeq, a predicted model, not a curated record